Molecule: messenger RNA, 6359 nt
Organism: Lytechinus pictus (painted urchin)
Lineage: Eukaryota; Metazoa; Echinodermata; Echinoidea; Temnopleuroida; Toxopneustidae
Product: putative glycerol kinase 5
Exons: 16
Coding region: 226-1770 (514 amino acids)
Biological process (GO): glycerol metabolic process; glycerol-3-phosphate biosynthetic process; triglyceride metabolic process
Cellular component (GO): mitochondrion
Molecular function (GO): kinase activity; phosphotransferase activity, alcohol group as acceptor
Source: RefSeq, a predicted model, not a curated record
AAGGUCGAAGUGUCUAAAAUUUAUGCAGCCGUUUGGUCUACAUUUCUUUUUUAUUUUCGCGCAGAUAAAUGCGCCGCCGCAUGUAAUCUGUCUCACUAUACUCUGGGUUCACAUACUAUACUAACGACUGUUUUUACAUCUACGAUAAGUUUCGUGAAUGUGGCAUGUUUACUUUCACUUCAUAGCAAAUCAAAAGGAAUGUCAAACUAAGCAGACGACGCAAAGAUGACAGAUAAGCGAUUUAUUUUAGCAAUAGACAUUGGAACAACAACGAUAAGAGGUCACGUGUAUGACGAGAAGGCAGAGUUAAUUGGACAGGGAUUGCAGAAGUUGGAGUUUUCCGUUCCAGAAAGGGGCCAUGUCGAAAUCAUUCCAGAUGUCCUUUGGUCACAGUUCUUGGCAGUCGGUAGAGAGGCAAUAGAAGAUUCCAAAGUUCCAGCCGAUCAAAUAGCAUCUAUCGGAAUUUCAACACAGAGGGCGACAUUUACGACAUGGAACAAGCGCACCGCGUGUCACUAUCACAACUUUAUCUCAUGGAACGACACCCGGGCAGCUCAGUUCACUGAUUCGGUCAACAGGGCAAUUACUUUCAGGGGCCUAAAGGCUGGUGCUCGGGUUGUUAAAUGGGUAACUGGAAGCAGAAGAUAUGAAGCAGCGAGUGUACUGUCAUUUACUCCCCAGCUAGUUAUCAUGAGGCUUUGUUGGGUCCUUGACAAUAUAAAUGGAGUUCGAGAGGAUCUGCAAAAAGGGGAGGUCCUAUUUGGAACAAUAGAUACAUGGCUUGUGUGGAAAAUGACCAAAGGGAAAGUUCAUGCUACUGACCUAUCCAAUAUAAGCUGCACUGGCCUGUAUGAUCUGUACGUAUCUAGAUGGAAUAGUAUUCACAUGUCAUAUCUUGGUCUACCAAGCUCACUGCUGCCUGAAAUUAGAGACACAAGUGGAGACUUUGGGAUUUGCGACCCAGUCUUGUUUGGUGUGGAGAUUCCAAUAAAAGCUGUGGUUGGAGAUCAGCAGGCCGCCCUCUUUGGUCAGUGCUGCUUCAGGUCAGGGGAUAUGAAAAUAACCUUGGGAACGGGAGCGUUUACCGUCGUCAACACGGGGAAGAUGCCGUCAGUGCCUGCCCAAGGUGCAUAUCCUUUGAUUGGCUGGAAAAUCAAGGAUGACAUCUGUUACAUCACUGAAUGCAACCAAUCGGAUUGCGGGACUUUGGUGGACUGGGGUCAAUCUAUGGGUUACUACAAUAGCCCUGCAGAAACAGAUGGUGAAGCGAGAUCAGUGGAUGACAAUGGUGGUGUUUAUUUUGUCCCAGCUUUCAAGGGUUUACAAGCCCCAAUCAAUGAUAACUGUGCAUGUGCCUGUCUCAUCGGGUUGACCCCUAGGACAAAACCAGCUCAUGUCACGAGGUCACUGCUAGAAUCAGUUGUAUACAGGGUAAAACAGCUCUAUGAAGUUCAGAAGAAGGAGAGUAGGGUCAAGCUAAAUCAAGUAAUCAGAGUUGACGGUGGGGUCAGUCGGAAUGAAUUCAUUUUACAGAUGACUGCCAAUCUCCUAGGACAGCCCAUAGAGCGUCCUACAAACCUGGACAUGUCUUGCCUUGGUGCCGCCUUCCUGGCUGGUCUAGCUUCAGGAAUCUGGAAGAACAAAGAAGAACUCCAGGCUCUUAGAAAGAAGGAUGCUGUCUUUGAGCCCAAGCCCAUCACAACGGAAGAGAAGGAAUUCCGGACCUGGGAACGGGCUGUCAAGAGAGGGCUGGCUUGGUAUACCAGCUAAGUCAGCAGGGGGCCUUUUCAUAAAGCUGUUUGUGAGUUAUGCACAACUGGUGACCAUUUCUUAUGCUACAUGAUAUACCAAACUCUUUCCCCAUAUUAUAGUUGAUGUAUCAUUCCAUAAUUCUAUUGAAAUCCUGGCCCCGUGGCAGAAAGAGUUGCGUUUGAAGGAAUCUAAAAAAACCAAAUCAAUUGCAAUUCCAUAAUAUGUGCUUUCCAUUGUUUGACAUCAAGGUACAUUUGAUUUUCUGAGUUGUGUUUGAUUGCAACGGUUUCUGCAACAGGCCCCUUGACAGAUUACUAAUUUUUGCAUUCCAAUGCUUGUUAUCAAAGAUUAGAAUUUUCAUCUCAAAAGAGUGGAUUUCAAGUAUAGUUGAUGGGAAAACAGAUGAUUAAGAAUCUGCAUUAGCAUAAAAAAGGGUCACUAGUCACAGGUAGUCUCUUGUUACUAACGAGCAGCUUUACGAUCUACACACAUUCCUCAUUUACCUGACCAGGGGGGUGUUUCACUGAGAUUUAAGUAUGACUUAGAGCCGCACUUAAAUUUUAGUUGAGUGUGGUAUCAAGCAAAUCACCUCAUUGGUCAGAUUAUGCCAAGAGGACGCAGGAUACUCCGUAUUAACCAAUAAGAUUGCGCGUUACAUAUCAUGUGCGCAUCAGCAUUUAAGCAUGACUUGAAGUCACACUUAACUCUUUGUGAAACACCCCCCCCCCCCCCGGUGCUUAAUCACCCUACCUCGGCAUUAAAGAGUGAUCUUUGCAGCAAUUUAUACUGAAUAGAAGGUGCAAGCAGGUGUUGUACACCUCAGAAGCUCUUUGUCAAAAUAACAGUACAAUUGUGAUUGUAGGCAAAAUUUCAAUCCAACUCUUCUUAAGGUAUUUAUGAAAUUUCUAGCAUUUAUUGACUUACGUCCAUGUUAGGAGUGUACAUUGUAAAAUUAUGGAUUGUUUGAGAAGUGGUAAUGUGGCGUACUGUAAGGGCCGUGUGGUUAAAAACCUCCUUGCCAAUGAGAUAUUCAUUCAUCUCUUGGUAAAGAUAUUAUGACUUGGUACAGAUCAGUGGUUACCUAAAAUCUGUAUGAUGAAAAUUAACCUACCUCGAAUGCAACAUCGUGGGGGCAUUUCAAGAAGAUGUCUGUCACUGAUUUUCACCCAAAGAUGUUAUAAGCUACAGGAAAUCCUUGCUUCUGAUUGGCCGAGAGCAAGUUAGUUGAUGGAAAAUCACACAGAGAUAACUCCUCGUGAAAGGCUCCCCGGAUGAUAUUCAGGAGCAUUGUCCUGUGGUUUGCAUUGAAAGUGUGUCACAGUAUUGAAAGUAAAAAUGAUUUUAAAUCUCAUACCAAUAAGUUGCAAUCAUGAACAACUUAAUUAAGGAGUAUCUAAAUAAUCAAGUAUUGCUCUAUUUUUGUUGAUUUAGUUUAUCAAAAUGAAUGUAUAUUUUUUUUAUGAUGCAUAAAAAAAUAUCAAUCUGAAUAUUGUACAGAUCAAGUAUCUAAUCAGAGAAAAAUUUAUGGGACUGGGUGUUUAUUCAAACAAGAUGAGUAAUUCUGAAUGCCAAUUCCAGAAAUAGCGCUUUCCAAAACCCCUGUUACAGCAUACAUGUAUAUAUGUCAGAAUGCUGUAUUCUAAACAGCCAAUGCUCUUCAUAUCUGAGAAUCAGAGCAUUAUUCAGCAACAUCAUAAAUUGAAAUGAAAGCAUUACAGUACAAGGGAAUGUGCAUAGAAAGUGUGUGUGUAUUGCGUAUCUGCAGAAAAUCUGCAACAUUUGCAGUAUUAUGUAUACGAGUAUAAUAGCACAAUAUUUUGUUGUCGAGGGUACUAAUCCGCACAGUAUAAGAAUUCAUAAAAAGUGGAACCUUCCUGCCAGGCACUUCUGCAUUAUAGAAGUCAAUAUAACAGCAGUGCUGACUUUAUAACAAUCAAACAUUUUCCCUUUUUAUUGUAGCCUUAGAAUGUACACAGCGUCUCCUACAUGUAUGUUUUGCUUCUGCUAUGCAGGCAAGAAAAAAAUUAGAAGGUGAAUUCACUGAACUUUGUUCUCGUACACUAUAUUAAAAGGAUCAUAUCCGUAAAGUAGCCGCAAAAUUUGUGGAUCGUGUAUAUGAAUACUCAGUUACUUGUUUAAAUGCAUUUAUUUGCAAUUUGAAAUAAUUUGCAGAUCGUGUCUUCAUGUUUUACCAAAUGAAUCGAUAUUUUGAUUGACCAAAUGUUUAUAUUCUUUCAUACUUUCUAUUCUUUCAUUUUGACAUAUAUAUUAUGCAUGCUUUAAAAAUAUUACUAUCUCAGAAAUUUUAUAUAUUUACUAUUGUAUAAAUAUGGAAUAUGCAUGGAAUCUGUUAUAGGCUAUUAACUCUUUGCACACUGAAUUUAUUUUGGGGGAUUAUAAUGACAAUUGUUUAAUUCAAGAUAUUCAUAUUGCACCAUUUUAUACUUAUUAUCAUUAUAUAGAUAUUAUCCAAGAACUAUUGCCUUUAUUAGCUUAUCUAAUUUGAUGGUAGGGGAGAAAACUAAUUAUUAUGAUUGAUGAAUUAAUUGUACGAAUGUGCAAAAUUACAACAUCAGCGUGCAAAGGGUUAAUGGUUUUAUUAUCUGUAUAUUCAGUCUUUGACCUGUAUAUGAGUAAAGGUCACAGUGGUAUUCAGCAGCCUUCAUAUUUUUUUUCUUAUUGAUUUAUUCAGAAUUGUUACGUUGCCUUUUACAUGGAAAUGCAUUUGUGUAUGUUUUCAUUUGGUCAGCCUUUGAAUAAUUUGUGUACAACUGAAAUAGUUAGGAAUUUUUUUUCAUUUGGCAGGGCUCGACAUUAGCAGGCACCCGGAUCAGGCGUUCAAAAUUUCCAGAAUUGAUUUCCAAUUCCUUCCAUCGAAUAAGUUCCUAAAUAUGUCAGAGCUUUAUGAAAAGAGAAGAUGCCCCUAUUUCAGAUAUUCUGUGUUCUGAGAGACUCUUUAUUAAACUCCCAGAAUUAACUAUUCUCCAAGAAGAAAUACAAUUCACAGGAAAGUCAUAAAAGAAAUAAAAGUAGAAGUUAUCAACAUCACACAUUAAGGCAUAAUUGUUCAGAACAUGUUUUUAGGUAAUGCUGGUAAUAUCGGAUAUAUAAUAAAUUUCUCAUACAUUCCGGAAUGAACUCUAUCCUGGAAGAAAUAUAAUUCAAGUAUCUUCCUGACUAUGCCGGAAAGGGAAACAAAAUGCAAUAGAAGUUGUCAACAUCAAGGUUGAUUGUGUGUGCAUGAUGGUUGGGUCACUAAAAAUGAAAUUUUAUUCUGGGCGCCCAAAACUGAACUUUAUGCGCUCAAAAUUGCAAAAUUAUAAAAUCUGGGCGCCUGGCCAGAUUCCUGGGGAAAAAAUGUUGUCGAGAGCCCUGUAUCCAAAAAAGGUCGCAAAGCUUUCUUUGAUGGGCCUCAAGGUCUGUCAAAAUUAAGUAAAACGUGAAAAAAAAUUGUAACGUCUUCAAUCUCAACUUGAUUGAUGCCUAAAGAGAUGGGGGAUUUUUUUUUACAAAAUAAUCCAAUAUUUGUUAUCUUGUUUGUUAAUUCUUCAUUAUUGUAAAGUACUAAAUAUUUUUCAUUAGAAUAAUUAACAUCAUUUAUAUAGCGCUUAUCACAAAGAAUGUCUCUAAGCGCUUAAGGAAAAUACAUAGGAAGACAAGAAAUUUCAGCUAAAAUCAAAUUAUACAUGUUAACAGUUGAAAGUAGACAGUUGAAGCCGCAUAUGCUAAGGAUGAUCUAUUUAACGAAAAGAUGAGUUUUUAACAUAGAUUUGAAUUUGUCAGUUGAGUCUGCUUGUUUUAUGCUCUGAGGAAGGUUGUUCCAAAGUUGAGGGGAUGCUGAACAAAAAGAUCGGGAACCAUAAGACUGGGUGUUGAUGGCAGGAACUUUUAAGAGUGAUUUUUUGCAUGAGCGCAAGUUGCGGGAGGGUGAGUAUUCUGAUAUUAAUUGUUGAAGGUAGACUGGAGCUGAUUUUAUCAAACAUUGGAAAUUCAUCAACUCAUGUGAGUGUUUAAUCUAUUGUAUAGUUAUUGUUACUGAACUGUCAUCUUUCAAUCAGUUCAUUGGUUUAAAUGCAGCCCUCGUAAUGCUUCAGCGCCUAUAAUGCGGUAGGUUCGCUACAGCCAGAACUUCAGUAUUAUAUUAUUUUUCAAUUUUGAUAAAAAGAGGUUACAAAAUGUGCAUGUGAAAGAAAUAGUACUUUAGUCCUGUCUGAAAUCACAACAAAUUAAGAUUACAAUUAAAUUUGUUUUAAAAUUGCUACUUCAUUGUAAUAGAGAAAAGAUCAUUUUAAUUUUUCAAUCUUUUGAUUAAUGCUUGUCACAGUUACAUUGUCUUUCAAUGAAAAAAUGCUGCUUGUUGUAAUAGGAAAUAAUUCAUUUUUUUCAUUUCACAAUGUUUUUAUGACUGCUUGAUAAAGUUAAAUUGUCUUAUAAGAAUGAUUUGUGUGUGUAAUCUGGUAUUAUAAUAUAGUACAUGUUUUUUUAAUGGAAUUGAUCAAAGUUCAUUUAUGUAUAUGAUUAUAGAGUUAUAUGAUAACCAAUUCAGGGUAUUUGUAAUAUUUUGGUUUAAAAUAUUUCUAAUUAAAUAGUAAAUCAUGCCAAAGUUU